Grammomys surdaster is the source of this 2608-nucleotide messenger RNA. RefSeq names its product protein phosphatase, Mg2+/Mn2+ dependent 1M (gene Ppm1m). Gene Ontology annotation, biological process: protein dephosphorylation. The transcript has 10 exons. The record is from RefSeq and is a predicted model, not a curated record. NCBI's taxonomy places the organism in Eukaryota, Metazoa, Chordata, Mammalia, Rodentia, Muridae. Bases 61 to 1449 code for a protein of 462 amino acids. Gene Ontology annotation, molecular function: protein serine/threonine phosphatase activity.
CCCUGUGGCGGGCGGGACCCUGGCGUCCCGCUGUGCGCGGCAGCCCCCGGCCGCCACGCAAUGUCCGCCGGCUGGUUCCGGCGCCGCUUCCUCCCCGGGGGUCCACUUCCAGAGCCGCGGGCAGCUGGGCCGCGCUCCAGCCCGGUACCCUAUCACCGGCCCCGCUUCCUGCGCGGCUCCGGCUCCAGCCCGGGCGCCACCGACGCCUCGCGCCGCCCCGAUGCCCGGCCAGUGCGCAGCCCUGCACGGGGCCGCACGCUGCCUUGGAACGCAGGCUACGCCGAGAUUAUCAAUGCAGAGAAAUCAGAAUUCAACGAAGACCAGGCUGCUUGUGGGAAGCUCUGCAUCCGGCGAUGUGCGUUUGGGAUUGAAGAAGAUCAGGAGUGGCUGACAGUGUGCCCGGAGGAGUUCCUGACAGGUCAUUACUGGGCACUGUUUGAUGGGCAUGGUGGACCUGCUGCAGCUAUUUUGGCUGCCAAUACGCUGCACUCUUGCCUUCGCCGGCAGCUGGAGGCUGUGGUUGAAGGCAUGAUGGCCACUCAGCCCCCCAUGCACCUCAGUGGCCGCUGUGUCUGCUCCAGUGACCCCCAGUUUGUGGAGGAAAAGGGGAUCCGGGCAGAAGACUUGGUGAUUGGGGCUCUGGAGAACGCCUUCCAGGAAUGUGAUGACGUGAUUGGGAGAGAGCUGGAGGCCUCAGGCCAGAUGGGUGGCUGUACAGCCCUGGUGGCUGUGUUCCUGCAGGGAAAGCUGUAUGUAGCCAAUGCUGGGGAUAGCCGGGCCAUCUUGGUGCGGAGAGAUGAGAUACGGCUGCUAAGUUCUGAGUUCACCCCAGAAACAGAGCGGCAGCGGAUCCAGCAGCUGGCCUUUACCUAUCCUGAGCUUCUGGCUGGUGAGUUCACCCGACUGGAGUUCCCACGGCGGCUGAAGGGGGAUGACUUGGGGCAGAAGGUUUUGUUCAGGGAUCAUCACAUGAGAGGCUGGAGCUACAAACAGGUGGACAAGUCUGAUCUCAAGUAUCCACUGAUUCAUGGACAGGGUCGGCAGGCUCGGUUACUGGGAACACUGGCUGUCUCCAGAGGGCUGGGAGACCAUCAGCUUAGAGUCCUGGACACCAACAUCCAGCUCAAGCCCUUCCUGCUCUCCAUCCCACAGGUGACUGUGCUGGAUGUAGACCAGCUGGCACUGCAGGAGGAUGAUGUGGUUGUCAUGGCAACUGAUGGACUCUGGGAUGUCCUGUCCAAUGAGCAGGUGGCACUGCUUGUACGGAGCUUCCUCGCUGGGAACCAAGAGAACGACCCACACAGGUUCUCAGAGUUGGCCAAAAUGCUGAUACACAACACCCAAGGAAAGGACAAUGGUGCCACUGGAGAAGGGCAGGUGUCCUACGAUGAUGUCUCCGUGUUCGUGAUUCCUAUGCACAGUCAGGCCCAAGAGGGCAGUGGCCACUGAAGAUUCAUGAUACUGCAUUCUAGAACCUCCUCAGAACCAAUGCAGACGCAGCAUAUGUCCACUGUGGCCAAGAGCAGGACCUGCCUGGCCUGUUCUAAGUCACAGCCCAAUGAUCACCAGGUCCCACCUUCUGCACUGGUAACAUUCCUCUGGCAGAGUUACUUUAUAGCAUUAUGGUUUUGGCGGCAUUGGCUCCUCUGCAGGAUAAAGGGUUAAGGGCACUAAGAAGCCUUGGGGAGCAGGCAGCUCACUUGGUUCCAACUUAUCUCAAGGUAUUCAUUUAACCAUCCACCCACACAAGGCACCUUCUUGAAACCUCUGAGCAGUUUCACAUUUGCUUAAUUUAAUUACGAUUAAAGUGAUUUUAAUUUUUUCUUUUCUGUCUUCUGUUAUGUAGUUCUAGCUGUCCUGGAACUUGCUAUGGAGACCAGGCUGGCUUCAAACGCAGAGAUCACCUGCCUUUGCCUCCUGAGCGCUGGAAUUAAAAUGUGUGCCUGCCUGGAACAGCCAUCUUGAGAAGAGCUCCUGAAACCUGUUCAGAUCCUGCCUUGCUCUCUGCCUGUAAAGGGCACAGGUCUCAGAUAAACUUUGUAGAGUAAAAUGGGCAAGAAGGCUUCAGGAUUGGCGGGGCUGACUGUUACUGUCUGGAGCCUGGCUGCUAAUCUGGCUGCUUUCCCCCAGUUCCAGGCCUGCCCUAUACACCAACACUGUUUGUGCUGUUCUCCAGUCAUGCCAAGUACAAAAGCUUCUCAGCAAGCCAGUUCUCCAUGUUUCUAACCUUCCAGUUUUAGCCAGCCUAGCGCUAUCCCCACCCACUCUGGUAUUCUCCUGCCCACUCUACCCUAGCCAGCCACCAAAGAUUCAUAUACAGCAUUCCCUUCGGGGACACAGCCAACAUGUUAUUAAACGUUUGCAUGUAAAAGCCCCUGUGAAUCCUGAAUUGCCCACACAGCUCUGGCUGACAGUCUUGUCGAACCUUGUGGCCUCACAGUGGGUCCUUUUUAGUCCUACCAUGCAAACCAGCAUACAAUCAAGACUGGUCCCAUGCUCAGACCCCUUGCUUUUGCCAGGAAACGGGAAGACCUUUACCUGUAAACUCUCGAUUAGAGGCACCAGAAGGGCUGCCUUUUUACAUAAAAAAAAAAAAGUUUUGCAAGAA